This is a messenger RNA of Marchantia polymorpha subsp. ruderalis, 2098 nucleotides long. The record is from the annotation of a GenBank genome assembly. Lineage: Eukaryota; Viridiplantae; Streptophyta; Marchantiopsida; Marchantiales; Marchantiaceae.
GGACGUCCAUAUUUCAGAUUUUCUCGCUGCUUUCAGGUCGUCACAAAUUGUGACUGCCUUCUGUGAAAGAGCUCGAGCAAAGACUGUUGGAGUGGAAUUUUGUCAUGAGAGCAGCACUGGUCUGAGCACUGCUGAAUAUUGAGUUCGAUGAUUUCUCUUGUAAUUGAAUCUAGAAGUAGGUAGCUCAUAUGUAAUUGAGAGAAAUAGCCGAAGUCUGCUGAUAGCAGUUUCUGAAAAUCUGUAGGAAGAUUUGUUCCGCUCAUCUACUAAAUCUCUGCCAGAUUUCAAAGUCUGGAGUUUCGCAAUUUGAGGGUUGAGAAUUGAAUGAAAUUGAGAAAAAGACUGUUCUCGACCAUUGGCUUUCAGAAAAGCCCAGCUCUCUCAAAUCUGGACCUCUGCUUUUAAACCUUGCAAUGGCAACCGUUUGUUGCUCAGCUCUAUCUUACGGUAUCCUACAAGUACCUUACGCUCGGCAGGAAGGAACAGUUGAGAUUCAAGCUUUAUCGCGAAGCUCCGGUGUUUUUGCUGAGGUCGACGGUGCUCAGAAGUAUUUGCGAGGUCAGCGUUCUGCACGGUUUCGUCUACAAGAGAGGAAGAACACAGUGUUCUGUAAAGCUAUGCAAGGAGAAUCACCAUCGGAGUCUAAUUCAACCAUCCCAGAGUACAAAGCUGGGCCAUUGGAUGACCUUUUUUUCAAAAUAUUUCGGCAGAAAAUGGCCGAGGAGGUUGGUUGGAACUCGGACAUACCUGGAUAUGAUGGUCUCAUUGAAGUUGUCAAGUAUCUGUACACAAGGAAUACUUCCAAAGAGGCCACAGAAGCAUCAACGGUACGUGUAUUGACAUCUCUGUUUCCAGGUUGGCUACUUCCGUUAUUUCGACAGUUAAUUGCACCAAUUUCUGAUGGAAAGGUUGCAGCUAUUAUGACUGCGUUUGUUACUCAGGCAACUUGUCAGUGGUUGAUGGGGCCCUGCACUGUUAACGAAGUUGUUCUUGCGGAUGGUUCCACCCAGCUUAGUGGGGUUUUUGUUCAUAAAUGCAAGUACUUGGAAGAGAGCAAAUGUGCAGGCAUUUGCACUCACACUUGCAAAAUCCCAACUCAGACGUUUAUGAAGGAGAAGAUGAGUGUACCCCUGUCGAUGGAGCCAAACUUCAAUGAUUAUAGCUGUCAGUUCAAGUACGGCGUUGCCGCUCCUCCAAGGGACGAAGAUCCUGGCCUCUUAACACCAUGUUUAUCAAUCUGCCCAACGGCGGCUACGAGAUCGUCUCUGAGGGGCUAUGUCCCUACAGAGCAAUGUCCUCAGGUCUGACAAUACCCCUCGCAAGUGGACACCAUAUCAACUGCGUCUUUGCGGGUGUAGCUUAAUCUCAAUAUGAGAUUAAGCUACAGUUUGAAAUAUGAUGUGAAGUGAAGUCGAAUUGAGAACAGGAUCAGUUCAUGUGCUGCACUUUAGGGUCGGAGGAGGUCGUGUAUAUUACAUCAUCUGCAAGAAAGUGUUUUUCUCCAGAGCAAAUAAAGUCCGUGGUAUUGGAAAGUCCCUGAUUUUAAGGAUCGAGUGCAUGAUGAAAUGUGAGAAGCUGACGUGGAACUCAUCACCUCAUGAUUUCGAACACACUUUUGUUACGAUUUAGUGCCGGAGCCCGGGUCGGACCCAACAAUAUCCACUACUGAUGGAACUCCUUAGGUGCCUUGAGUAUUUCAACAUAGCGAUUGAAAUAGCCGAGCCUUGCACAGUGCUUAGUGGAGAGAAUUUGGAUUUGGAGAGAAUUUUUACGGUACGCGUGUCUCAUAACACGAAAUAAUCGAAUGAAGAAUUUCACUUAUAACGAAGUGAUUCUGUCCAGCUCAGAACAGAUGCGUUGCCAAGUAGCUUUGAGUUUGCAUGUUAGAGGCAACUAAGGACGCGGAUAUAAGCUGGGCAAGCACGAUCCACUCACCGGAUACUUAUCACGGAAAUAUAUGCAGGAGUCACACACGAGUGCAGCAUUUUCUCCAAGCGGAGAUGACUUUCACAUUGAGACUAAUUUGCUUCCUCAAACGUUCAACUUAGUAUCCUCGUGACUGUCGUAGUUGGUGCAGUUAUUAUGAUGGUUUUUGUAA